AUGAGCACAAACUCAAAGUUUCAGAGGACUUUGGACGACCUGAAGAAGCUGAAGGCUAGACAGAAUGAUAGACAUCCAAAUCCAGACCCAGACCCUCAGGACCUUAACCUAUCCGCCGAGAACGAAUGUGACUGCACCCCGGACACCGAAAGGGACCCCGUGGAGGUCAACUUCGUCGAGAACGUCACGCUGGACCAACCGCGCAUCAUGUUCGGCAUCGUUGGCGUGCAGAACUGGCAGCGCGCUACCGGCGUCAAGGCCAAUGUGCGCGGGAACCAAUUCGGGAAUGAGAUGAAGUUUUUCGCGGGCAUUGCGGAUGCGAGUGUUGCGCAGGCGGUGUUUACUUAG
Messenger RNA from Aspergillus melleus, 348 nucleotides. RefSeq lists its product as uncharacterized. NCBI's taxonomy places the organism in Eukaryota, Fungi, Ascomycota, Eurotiomycetes, Eurotiales, Aspergillaceae. The coding region runs from base 1 to 348 and encodes 115 amino acids. The transcript is spliced from 2 exons. The record is from RefSeq and is a predicted model, not a curated record.